Chaetomium fimeti is the source of this 483-nucleotide messenger RNA. RefSeq lists its product as uncharacterized. The transcript has 2 exons. NCBI's taxonomy places the organism in Eukaryota, Fungi, Ascomycota, Sordariomycetes, Sordariales, Chaetomiaceae. The record is from RefSeq and is a predicted model, not a curated record. The coding region runs from base 1 to 483 and encodes 160 amino acids.
AUGGCGAAGCUACCGUCUACCAAGACCACCCAACAACCACAACUCAAAAUGAAGUUCAUCACUGCCGCCCUUGUCCUCGCCGCCUCGGCCGUUGCUGCUCCCUCUGAGAAGCGCGGCGAGGCCUGCACCUUCGGCACCUACCGGUGCACCACCCCCAACACCGGCAUCGAGAUCUGCAACGUCUCGAACCAGUGGCAGCUCGUCGGUCCCUGCCUCGAUGGCGCCACCUGCGAGGAUCUCGACCAGAACGGCUUCGAGCUCCCCUUCUGCACCCACUCCGAGGCCAAGGUCAAGGCCCGCAACGGCCGCCCCGGCCAGAGCCCCGGCGAGAAGUGCCAGACCGCCGGCAAGUACGACUGCUUCGGCCCGUACGCCAUCCAGGUCUGCAACACCCAAAACAUCCUCGAGUUCGUCGGCAGCUGCCACGAGCGCACACACUGCUCCUACCUCAACGGCAUCCCCUACUGCGUUGACAGCGUCUAA